Messenger RNA from Suillus clintonianus, 2220 nucleotides. RefSeq lists its product as uncharacterized. Gene Ontology annotation, cellular component: endosome; membrane. The transcript has 8 exons. NCBI's taxonomy places the organism in Eukaryota, Fungi, Basidiomycota, Agaricomycetes, Boletales, Suillaceae. Gene Ontology annotation, molecular function: protein binding; metal-dependent deubiquitinase activity; K63-linked deubiquitinase activity. Gene Ontology annotation, biological process: protein K63-linked deubiquitination. The record is from RefSeq and is a predicted model, not a curated record. The coding region runs from base 28 to 2073 and encodes 681 amino acids.
CUUAGAUGCUCUUGCUUUCGAUUCAUCAUGAGUUCACCUUAUGCAAACGUGACCCGACCCUCCCCGCGACCGAGCCCAUCUAGCCGGAGACCUUCAACAAUAGCAGAACUCUCAGAACGUGCUCUUUCCAACCUUUGGGAUCCUUCGAAAGGCCUCAAGCAAUGGCUGAAGAAAGCAGAUAGCUUCCGGAAGGCUGGCAGAGCGUACGCCGAGGCUGGUGAACUUGAGGAAGCCUUCAUGGAAUACGCGAAGUCUGCGACGAUAAUUCUUGAGAAACUUCCGAUGCACAAGGAGUACUACACUCUACUGUCGCCAACCCAGCGCCACAAUCUUGGUCUUAACGGUCAUCAAAUUCUUCUCGAUCUCGGUGAAAUCAAACCAAUCAUCGUCGACCGCCAUGAACGAUGGAGGAUGCAAGAUAUCGAAUCUAGCAGGCCAUCGUCAUCAAGCGGUUACCCAGAAGGAAGCAGGCACACGGAGUACAGGCGACAAGAUGAUGGCCGACGCUCUCCCUUUGACGACUCUGGAUGGCUAGCACAAGAAGCAGCUCGCAAAGAUGUUGAACGAAAACGUGAGGAGCAGCGAAGGAGAGAUGAGGCACGUUAUUCUAUGCGAUCAGUCGAGACACAGCCACCGCGUCUACAGAUUGACACCGGGAGCAAGAAAAAGGAAGAUGCCCUGACAGCUGCUAGGCGUGCCGCCAAUCCACAGCUGCGCGAUUCGACGUACAAUCGCGAAGGCACCCCUUCUGGGUCUAUGACCCCGGUGAGCCCUGAGGAACAACGGAGAGACCAUGAUGAGUUCAGGAAGCAUGAAGACCGAAGAAGAGACGAAGAUGAAAUUAGACGAAGACGCAGGCGGGAACAGGAGGGUAUUCUGAAACGCCAGGAGGAAGCAGAGCUCGCUGCGCGGGAGGCUCGCCGGAGUCAUGUUCCUUCUCCCAUGCCUGCGGCGUCCGCAGCCGGCUCCCAGCGUCCAUCUUUCGUCGAUCCGCAGUUUUAUGAAGAUGCUGCUCCUCUUCUUAUGCCUAUUGAGAGCCCAACAAGGAAUCACGCCACAACCCCAACAACUUUGAAGCCCCCAUCUUAUCCUGCGCCAGUAACCACGACAUCACCUGCUCCACCGGACGGACAUAUUCAAUACCCAGAACUAAUGUCACAACACCAACUCAAGCAAGGCUAUGCACCUUCUCUGCAAUCAAUGUUCAAUUACCCCACUCUGAAGCCUACCAAUCUUGGAAGGUCUUCGCUACUUUUCGUGCCAGAAUCUUCUCAAUCGUCUACUAAUCAACUCCCUAAUCCAUCUAUAGUUGUCUUGCCGAGUCAGCCCGCGUCAUACCCAUACUCUCAGAUUCCGGCGCGUCCGCCUUCUGGUGGCUACUAUGAUUCUGCAACAUCAUAUUCUUCCCUUUCACGAGCUCCUCAGGCUGCGCCUCCACCUCCACCACCUCCCGUACACCACGUUGAUGGUGACCGCUAUCGGACUGCUUCCCAAGAGUCUGCACGGAUCACUCGUAAAGCCAGCGAUCCUGUCCGAGUACCCGACCUGAAGACUGUGAGCUUGCCGCGAGAAUGCCUUCCGCGCUUCCUGUCUAUCGCGUCACUGAAUACGGCGCGAAAUCGCGAAACUUGCGGGCUAUUGCUUGGAAAAGAUAAAGGAAAUAAAUUUACUGUCACAACGCUCCUGAUCCCAAGGCAGCAUUCAACAAGCGAUACCUGCACUAUGGACGAGGAAGAGCUCGUCAUGCAAUUCACGGAAGAACGAUCUUUGAUCACUUUGGGUUGGAUUCACACGCAUCCUUCGCAAUCCUGCUUCAUGUCCUCAGUUGAUCUACAUACACAUUCUGGAUUUCAGCGCAUGCUCCCAGAAUCCUUUGCCGUUGUUUGCGCCCCAAAGUUCACUCCUAACUUUGGAAUCUUCCGCCUCACCGACCCCCCAGGCUUGCAAACAGUCUUGGACUGCAAUGUUAAGGAAGCCUUCCACCCGCACCCAGAGGUGCCGAUCUACACAGACGCAGACAAGGGACACGUGCAAAUGAAAGACAUCCCGCUGGAGAUCGUGGAUCUGCGAUGAUCCAGGACCCGACUCCUUCCUAAUUUUUAACUAUUUGCAGACGUAGCAUUUUUGGCACUUGGCACUUGGCAUCUGUACAUCCUGCAUUCGUUACCCCCUACAUGCAUACGCCUUCGUAUCGGACACUACAGCACUUGUAAGACGAUA